GUGACUCGGGUGGAGAUAUAUGCAGUUUAACUGCUCUCUAAACAAGAGAGUUUGAUAACCCAUGAUUUUUGGGUGGGAUGGUGAUAUUAUGUGUUCAGAUAUCGGUCUGUGUGUGUCGGUUUUCUGUUGAUAUGAAUAUCUAAGAAUGGGAGAUAAUUAUUAUUAGUUUAUAAUUUAAUGUUAACACGUAUGUUAGGGUGUAUAGAAUUUAAAUGGUUAAGAAAAUCUCUGAUGGAUUCUUGACCAUGAGGUCAAAUAACAAAAGCAUCUUCAAAGUAGCGUCUCGAUAACUUUGGUUUUAGGUGGAAGGUGUCGAGGGCUUUCUUCUCAAAUUCUUGCAUAAAUAUAUUUCCGAUGAUUGGUGAUAAUGGAGAACGCAUAGUUGUUCCUGGCAUUUCAUAAAUUUGACCGUUACCAGAAAAAUAUGUUUCAGUCCCUGUAUAUGCUAAUUUUUCUUUACUGUAAUUACCGAACUACGCCACUGGCGCCGCCGGUUUUAAAUAUACACCGUAUACGUUUUUAUUCAAUAGCGUUCGCAGUCUGCUCGCUUUUCUUUGUAAAUUUUAGGUUUGGUCUUUUUUUCGACGCUCAACGGAGAGUAUUUUGUCUUUUUUUCAAAUAUUGGCAGCGUCCAUAAUAAAGCAGGCGCGCUUAUUUUUAGAUGUUAUAUCGGUGUACACGCCUCCAAAUCGCGACAAUAACAUAAUAUUUCGUUCAGUUUUCCGCGAAAAAUUCCCGCGUUAUGGAGUUCGCCGCUAACAUUUACAGAAAAUAUAUUCAAAAUGAUUCUAACUCGCAACAAAGCUGUACCCGGCCCCCGCCCUUGGAAAAAGCGAACUUCGAUGUAGAUUUGGCCAAUUUUUGCCAAACUCGAAGAUCAGUCUUGAAAGAAUUCGAUCCUCUCUACCCCGCAAGCCCAUGCACUAAAGUUGUAAAUGUUGAGAACGAAAGUGGGGACCAAACUAAAGACAAAUUGGAAACAUUUCCUAUGGUGAGUAUCACGCCAAAUACAGAAUUACCGAUAUCAAACCAAGUAGAGGUUCAGUCCGGCGUAGAUGCCGCGGUGCAUUUAACUCGCCUAUUAGUUGAGGAUGAGACCUCUUCGGAGCAAUCAGGCACCAAUUUGAAACCAAGAUCUGAGCCUACUGCGGCAAAUAAUAUUGUGGAGUAUAAAAAAGCAACCGUGAAUGCCGAGAACGAAAGUGAGGAUCGACCUAAAGACAAAUUAGAAACAUCUGCCACCCUGAGUAUCACUGCACAUGAAGAAUUACCGGAAUCAAACCAAGUGGAGGUCCAGUCCGGCGUAGAUACAGUAGUGAAUUUAACUCCCAUAUUAGUUGAGGACGAGACCCCCUUGGAGCCAUCAGGCAGUGACUUGAAACCAAUACCAGAACCUGCUGUGGCAAAUACUAUUGGGGAACGUAAAACAAUUGUAAAAGAUGAGAACGAAAGUGGCAACCAACCUAAUGAAACAUCUGCUAUUGUGAAUAUUACGCCAAAUGAAAAAUUACCAAAAUCAAACCAAGUAGAGGUCAAAUCCGGCGCAGAUACUGCAGUGAAGUUAACUCCUAUAUUAGCUGAGGAUGAAACCUCCUCGGGGCAAUAUGGAAGUAAUUUGAAACCAAGAUCUGAGCCUACUGCGACAAAUACUAUUGGGGACUAUAAAAAAGCAAUCGUAAAUGCUGAAAACGAAAGUGAGGACCGACCUAAAGACAAAUUAGAAACAUCUGCUGUUGUGAUUAUCACUCCAAAUGAGGAACUACCGAAAUCAACCCAAGGAGAGGUCAAGUCCAGCGCAGAUGCCGCAGUGAAUUUAACUCCCAUAUUAGUUGAGGAUGAGACCUCCUUCGAGCCAUCAGGCGGUGCCUUUAAACCAAUACCAGAACCUGCUGUGGCGAAUACCAUUGAGGAGUGGAAAACAAUUGUAAAAGAUGAGAGCGAAAGAGGCGACCGACCUAAGGAAACAUAUGCUAUUGUGGGCAUUACGCCAUAUGAAGAAUUACCAAAAUCAAUCCAAGUAGAAGUCAAAUCCGGCGCAGAUACAGCACCGAAUUUAACUCGCGUAUUAGUUGAGGAUGAGAUCUCCUCGGAGCCAUCAGGUAGUGAUACCCUAGGGGAGUGUACAAUCGUAGAAGCUGAGAACGCAAGUGGCAACCGACUUAAAUACAAAGUAGAGACAUCCGCUAAACUGAUCCUCGACGAAUACGAGAAGCGGAUUGCAGAGCAGACCAAGCAAUUGGAAACGUUGAUGUCAGAGAAGCAAGCGACAGCUAAGCAAUUUUCUAACCUCGAGUUGGCCUUUUCUGAUGUCUUCACAAGGUACGAAAAAUUGAAAGUGAUUAUAGACAAAUAUAAGAGCAACGAGAAUAUUCUGAAAUUGAACUUGCAGAGCUCCGAGCAAGCGCUGAAGUUAUGGGAAGAGAAAUACCAAAAGCUAAAGAAAUGUUCGGGUGAUGAGGUUUCUCGAAUCGCAUUGGAGAAGGAGAACAUAACUAAAGAACACGAGGAAUUGCACACGUCCCUGAGGGCGAUGAUUAAGCUGCUCGAAAUCAAAUGCUCUUCCCUGGAGACGGCGCUGAUGCAAAAGACGCGAGAGUGUCGAGAGUUGGAGGCCUUAUGUAACGACAUGUCACGCAAAAGCAAAUAAUCCCUUUACUUUGGCGCCGCCCGGAAAAGUUUUAA
Cylas formicarius (sweet potato weevil) is the source of this 2682-nucleotide messenger RNA. RefSeq lists its product as uncharacterized. The coding region runs from base 743 to 2647 and encodes 634 amino acids. The record is from RefSeq and is a predicted model, not a curated record. NCBI's taxonomy places the organism in Eukaryota, Metazoa, Arthropoda, Insecta, Coleoptera, Brentidae. The transcript has 7 exons.